GGGCGCGCUCACCUGGGCGCCGCUCCAUGGGCUCCGCCGUCGCGCACGGCGGGGGCGCGGCACUGCGAGGCGGCCGCCGGAGCUGCUGCGGGGCAGAGCCCAGGUGACCAUGCGGGGGAUCCGGGCUCGGCCGCCGCGCGCUUCGGGGAGCAGGUAGCACGCCAGGUGCACGGCGGAACAUGGACUGUCUCCUGCUGGUCGUCUGGACUUUACCUGCCGCGAUUCUCAGCGGCAGCUCCAUGCAGUUCCCGACCUUCCUGUGGCUUGGAAACGCUGUAAAGGCAGACCCUGCAGCUGUGCUGCCUCUGUUGCAUGUCUCAUGCAGCAAGUUUAACCAGUGACAGCAUCAGUAGCAGUGAAUUAAACCAUGAUUAUGUCUUUGUGACACCUGUCAAAGUGGAUUCCAGUGGAUUGUACAUUUCACACAAUGUUUUGCACAGUACUAGGAAAAAGAGAUCAACUCACAGUUCAAGGAGUUCCUUGCACUACAAAUUUUCAGCAUUUGGACAGGAGCUUCACUUAGAACUUAAGCCUUCAACCAUUUUAAGCAACAGUUUUAUUGUCCAGGUACUUGGGAAAGAUGGAGUCUCAAAUUCUCAGGAACAUGAAAUUGAGCAGUGUUUCUACCAGGGAUUUAUAAGGAACGAUAGUACCUCGUCAGUAGCAAUAUCUACAUGUGUAGGCUUGUCAGGUUUGAUAAGGACACGGAAGAUCGAAUUCCUUAUAUCUCCAUUACCUCAGCAGCUAGCACAGGAGCACAACUACACAUCACCUGCUGGACAUCAUCCUCAUGUCUUAUAUAAACGAACAGCAGAAGAAAAGGUGCACCGGUACACAGUAGAGUCCAAUCCCAAAUCCUUUUCUCUUGGCCAUCAUAGAACUCAUAUUUACCACAAGUAUCAUGCUCAAGCGAAUGGUUACCACCAUGGAAGGUUUCAAAAGCAACAUUUUUGUGGACGUCGCAAGAAAUAUGCACCUAAGCCACCCACAGAAGAGACAUAUAUUCGUUCAGAUGAAUAUGGAACUUCUGCUAGGUUCAGGAGAUCAUCUGCUAAAAUUCAGAAAAAUGGAAGUCUAAAUGUUGAAACUCUUGUUGUGGCAGAUAAAAAAAUGGUGGAGAAACAUGGCAAGGAAAAUGUAACAACAUAUAUUUUAACAGUUAUGAACAUGGUUUCUAGCCUGUUUAAAGAUGGAACAAUUGGAAGUGACAUAAACAUUAUUGUUGUGAGCCUCCUUCUUUUGGAACAAGAGCCUAGUGGAUUACUGAUUAACCACCAUGCAGACCAGUCACUGAAUAGCUUUUGUCAAUGGCAAUCUGCUCUGGUUGGGAAGAAUGGAAAGCGCCAUGACCAUGCCAUCUUGCUUACAGGUUUUGAUAUCUGCUCUUGGAAAAAUGAGCCCUGUGAUACUUUAGGAUUUGCACCUAUCAGUGGUAUGUGCAGCAAAUACCGUAGUUGUACCAUUAAUGAAGAUACAGGCCUUGGACUGGCUUUUACAAUUGCUCAUGAAUCUGGACACAACUUUGGUAUGAUUCAUGAUGGGGAAGGAAAUCCUUGUAGAAAAGCUGAGGGAAAUAUUAUGUCUCCCACACUCACAGGAAACAAUGGAGUGUUUUCUUGGUCUGUAUGCAGCAGGCAGUAUCUCAACAAAUUUCUCAGUACAGCUCAAGCUGCCUGCCUGAUUGAUGAACCUAAGCAAACUGGACAGUAUAAAUACCCUGACAAACUGCCAGGACAGAUGUAUGAUGCUGACACCCAAUGUAAAUGGCAAUUUGGAAUGAGAGCAAAAGUGUGCAACCUCAGCUUUGUAAAGGAUAUUUGCAAAUCUCUCUGGUGCCAUAAAGUGGGUCACAGAUGUGAAACAAAAUUCAUGCCAGCAGCAGAAGGAACAGCUUGUGGUAUAAAUAUGGUACCAUUAACUCUGAUGGGAUAUUUUUUGGCAUUCUUUUGGCAGUGGUGUCGAAGAGGACAGUGUGUCAAAUACGGUGAUCAUGGACCCAAGCCUGUAAAUGGCCACUGGUCUGCCUGGUCUGAGUGGUCACAGUGUACUCGGACUUGUGGAGGUGGGGUCACAUAUCAAGAGAGACACUGCAACAAUCCAAAGCCACAGUAUGGUGGCAAAUUCUGCCAAGGUUCUAGUCGUAUUUAUGAACUUUGCAAUCAUCAGCCCUGUCCAGCAAGUAGUUUGGACUUCCGUGCCCAGCAGUGUGCAGAAUACAACAGCAAACCUUUCCGGGGAUGGUACUACAAAUGGAAACCAUAUACUAAAGUGGAAGAGGAAGAUAGAUGUAAAUUGUACUGCACAGCUGAAGACUUUGACUUCUUCUUUGCAAUGUCCAGCAAAGUGAAGGAUGGAACCUUGUGUUCUCUUAAUAAAUAUGAUGUUUGCAUUGAUGGAAUUUGUGAACAAGUAGGGUGUGAUCAUGGACUUGGUUCCAAAGCUGUAUUGGAUGCUUGUGGAGUUUGUAAAGGAGAUAAUUCAACAUGCAAGUUCUUUAAAGGCCAAUACCUGAUCCAGCACAAAGCUAAUGACUACUAUGCUGUGGUCACCAUUCCAGCAGGAGCACGCAGCAUACACCUCCAUGAAAUGCAGAUCUCGAACAGCUAUCUCGCAGUGCGGAAUCUCAGUAAGAAGUAUUAUCUAACAGGAGACUGGACAAUUGACUGGCCAGGAAAGUUUCCUUUUGCUGGAACAGUUUUUGAUUAUCAGCGCUCUUUUAACCAUCCAGAGAGUCUAUAUGCAGCUGGACCAACUAAUGAGACGCUGGUCUUUGAAAUCCUGCUACAAGGCAGAAAUCCUGGGAUUGCUUGGGAAUACACAUUUUCCAAAAUGAACGAGAACAAGACAUCUGUCAAAAAGCACAGCCACUCCUGGGUGACGGUGCAGUCAGAGUGCUCAGCUACCUGUGGUGGGGGACACAUUACAGCAAAAGCAAUUUGUUUGGAAGAUCAUCGUACACGAGUUAAUUCCUCUUUUUGUGGUCCAAGGAUGAAGCCUUUAACUGAAACAAAACUAUGCAAUACUAAUCCUUGCCCAGCACACUGGUCAGCAGGUGAAUGGAGCGCAUGCAGCAAAUCUUGUGGAGGAGGGCAACAAAGUCGUCUCAUCCAGUGUGUCCAGAAAAAGGCUUUCCAAAGAGAGGAGGUAGUGGCCCAUUCCCUGUGUCCUGUUAGCACCCCUACACAAGUGCAGAUAUGCAAUAGCCAAGACUGCCCACCUGAGUGGAGCCCUGGACUGUGGUCUCAGUGCUCCAAGACUUGCGGGAGAGGUGUUAAGAAACGGGACGUCUACUGCACAAGUACUAGUUCACCCAAGCUUAAAAUCUUGCCUGAAAGUAUGUGCAGCCAAGACCAUAAACCUGAAUCCCAGCAGACCUGUGUGCUAGGACGCUGCCCCAAAAAUGACCGGCUCCAGUGGGUGAUUGCUUCCUGGAGUGAGUGCUCAGCCUCCUGUGGCCCAGCUGUACGCAAGCGAGAACUAAAAUGUGGUGAGAAAAGCAUUCAUGGGAAAUUAAUCACCUUUCCUCAGAGAAGAUGUAGAAACAUCAAGAAGCCAAACAUAGACCUGGAAGAAGCUUGUAACAAUGGACCUUGUCCAUCCCAAACUUUGUAUAACAUGGUGUCUGGCUGGUAUUCCUCACCCUGGCAGCAGUGUACUGUAACAUGUGGUGGGGGAGUGCAAACCCGGAGCGUACAAUGCCUACGCCAAGGGAGACCAGCCUCUGGGUGCUUGCCCCAUCAGAAACCAGCAAUCCUGAGAGCCUGCAAUACUAACUUUUGCCCAGACCCUUCAAAAAGAGAUGAUCCUUCUUGUGUGGAUUUCUUCAGCUGGUGUCAUCUGGUACCCCAGCACGGUGUCUGUAACCACAAAUUUUAUGGCAAGCAAUGUUGUAAAUCAUGCACAAAGAAGAACUGAUAGCAGCGUGUUAUCUGAACCCUUCACUGACAAGAUUUUCUUCUUCGAUUUAUGUUGAAAUUAAUUUUGCUUUGAGCCGAGACAUGGUGCCACGUAAACCACUGAUGGAAGAGACAUUUUUUUUCUAAGGGAAUGUCUGAGGUACAGUAAUUGUUGGAUAUAUGUUGAAAAAUGAAUGUUUAUUUUUUUUUAUUUGCUGACCUCACUAAAGUACAGGGUACUAUGGAUCACUUGAACACUGAGACUCGAGGGGCAGUUCUUUCCUUAAAAGUGUCACUUUGCACUGUCACAUGUUAUGAGGAAGAAAAUCAGGCAAGGAGGCCUUUUGUGGCUAAUUUACCAGAAUGCAAGGCAAAAGAGAUUGGGAGCUCAAGGAAUAAGGUUACAACGUGGCAGCAUGACAGAUCACACAAUCAGAAGUGUUUCCUUUUUUAUCUUUUAUGAUAAUAUCAUCCCAGGGUAAGGAAGCUGUUUACUGCCAUUUUCACAGAAAGACUUUCAAAUGACUGUUUGGAGAACCCAGUGUCACAUGUGUGACCAUGAGAAGUAAAUACUGCACUACAAAGAUAUAUGGUGCUUCUCUAUUGUACUUGCUGCUGGAAAAGCAAGUUUUGCAUCAUGCUUGUGUUUUUAUUGUUUUGAAGAAUUCAUUUUCUGCUUCGUGUAGAAACUCAGAGGUGGUUAACUAGUAACUUGAAAUGUAUUCCUAGAAAUAUUCAGCGUUAGAAUAUUUGGACUUUUAACAUUGCUGUGUUACAAAUAAAAUAGAAUUUCAUAUUUCAACUAACUCAAGGAACUCAGAUUUAUUGAGCUCAAUGUUAUGUUUUCAACUUUCUAAACUCAUAAGAUAUGUAAAUUUAAAAUUUAAACUUGAUAUAUUAAAGUAGAUUCUUUUCAGAAGCUAGGUUGUUUAAAUGCCAAGAUACUGAAGAAUGUCUUCCUUUUAAUCUCAAAUCUCUGCAAAUUUUGUUUCAUCAGUUGCCCAAAGGAAAUAACAGGAAUAUUAUAAUCCAUUAAUUCAUGCCAAACUUCUCUAAAUAGUUAUAUUUUCUUACAGGUGAUAAGAAAAAAUUGCAAAUACUAAGCAGACUAUUUUCUCUAACCAAAUAAAAAUCAUUUCUAUUUUUAUACACUCUCUUAAUACUUACAUUUAGUUCAGAAUCCACCAACAAACAAAGCAACUGUGAACAAUAUUUGUCAUCAUUCUGUAUCAAGAUGUUAUGUGACACUGUAUGUCAAAUGGUACAACUUGAAAAGUUUCUGAAUUAAAAAAAUUCAACCCAACGUAUUUGCCAAAACCGUUCUGAGACAGAGCUGUGUUGUACUGUAAUUUUCUGAGGAGUGGCUAUGAGGGACAUAUUUAUCUAAUUCCACCCAAUCCCACAACUUCUUUUGAUGAAUGUAGCUGCAUUUUACUGUUUUUUUAAAGUAUCAAUUCAGCAUAAGAUUAGCCAGCUCAGCACUAAUGCCAGACAGUGGUCAGUUAAAAUUAUCAGUUCCUUUUGCAACAAUUUAAAUUAAAAACAUGUAUUCUAUGAUACUUUUAAGAAAUGAUGAUUGGAAACAUAUCUAAAUCUACAUUGCUCUGUCUUGAUAUUCGACAUUGUAUAAUUAUGAACUCUUUUCUAGGAAAACAACAAGGUUUUUUCUGGUUGUUUUUUUUUUUUUUUUAAUAAUUGUGUCCUUUUUAUUAUUUGAUGUAAAAUAAUUAAUUUAUUAAUGCAUAGCUUUUCCUUUAUAUUUCUUUGCUCAAUUCCUUAAGUGAAAACUGAGAAAAGAAAAUGGCAGUGUCACAAAAUAUGACUUAAGAUGUAAGGAAAAAAAAAAACAAAAAAUAUAAGUGUAUUAUUUAAUUAUUUUAUAAGCUUUGUAAUAAAGUACUUUAACUGUUUCAUUAUAUUUGGAAUUGUAAAAUUCAUGAAUAAAAUAUGGAGGUUAUAAAUAAAUAUCAAGUAAUAUAAGUGGUG
This is a messenger RNA of Gallus gallus (chicken), 5882 nucleotides long. It is a transcript of the gene ADAMTS18, whose product is annotated as ADAM metallopeptidase with thrombospondin type 1 motif 18. Bases 313 to 3915 code for a protein of 1200 amino acids. NCBI's taxonomy places the organism in Eukaryota, Metazoa, Chordata, Aves, Galliformes, Phasianidae. Gene Ontology annotation, cellular component: extracellular matrix. The transcript has 23 exons. Gene Ontology annotation, molecular function: metalloendopeptidase activity. The record is from RefSeq and is a predicted model, not a curated record. Gene Ontology annotation, biological process: extracellular matrix organization; proteolysis.